Molecule: messenger RNA, 8785 nt
Organism: Acanthopagrus latus (yellowfin seabream)
Lineage: Eukaryota; Metazoa; Chordata; Actinopteri; Spariformes; Sparidae
Gene: myo9bl
Product: unconventional myosin-IXb
Exons: 44
Coding region: 462-7466 (2334 amino acids)
Biological process (GO): intracellular signal transduction
Cellular component (GO): myosin complex
Molecular function (GO): ATP binding; protein binding; microfilament motor activity
Source: RefSeq, a predicted model, not a curated record
GAAAGGAAGUAGCGACAGGCUAGCAUGUUAGCCGGUCCGCUCUCACACAGUCUGUCAGGAAAUAGUGGACUUUUGACCCUAGUUUAUUCCAGAGGCCGUUCUUCUUUAUUUAAUACAAGCCUGUGAGUAGGCUCCGUUUUUUUUCCUUCUUCUAGUCGGUUCGUUUUUUUAAAAAAAAUUCUCCCCUCCCUGGUUUCAAACCUUCAAACCGACUCAACCGGGAGCUUUGUCUUAUCUGUCUGGGACUCCACCGUUGUUAGCCCGGUUGGUUCAAGUCACUGUUUCUUCAGAGGAGGAAAAACACACCACGAACCGAAAACAAGCUGCGACUUGGUUGUUAUUUAUUUUCCCACCAGUCAAGGAUUACACCAAGACAAUGAGAAGAACAGCCGGGAAAGGUGCUGUGUGGUGAGAGGGAAUCAGUGGGUGCGGCAUGCUGAGGCCACUCCCCCUGGCUCAGGAUGAGUGUCAUAGAUGGCGCUGCCACCAUGGCAACAAACGCAGGUGGCGGAGGGGGGGGAGGUGGGCCAGCUAGCCCUAACGAUCACGAUGGUCGCUCAUACCUGCUCCAGAUCUACCCACGGUUGGCUGCUCAGUCCACCACCUGCUGUAACCUCAGGGUGCAGAAAGAUGCAACAGCAGCCUCAGUGAUCUCAGACGCUGCCACGGCACUGGGGCUGGACCCUGGCCGCAUGUAUGUCCUAGCAGAGGUGAAGGAAUGUGGUGGGGAAGAGUGGGUGCUAGAGGCCGGAGACCUGCCAGCACAGAGGUUUCUGCUGUGGCCUCGAAAAGCCCAGGAACAACACCCUCAGAGCCUAGGCUUUUACUUCUUACUACAGGAGAGGAACCAUGAUGGCACUAUUCAUUAUGUCCACCUCCCGUCUGUGACUAAGGAGCAGGAGGCACAGCGGCUAGCUGCCAGGGGCUUCCUUCCCCCUCCACAGGAUGACUUUGCAGACCUCUGCAAUCUCCCCAUCCUCAAUGAGGACAGCAUAUUAAACAACCUGCGCACACGCUUUUACAAAAAAAAGAUCUACACUUAUGCAGGCAGUAUCCUCAUUGCUAUCAACCCCUUCAAGUUCCUGCCCAUCUACAAUCCUAAGUACGUCAAGAUGUACGAAAACCACCAGCUGGGCAAACUGGAGCCACACAUUUUCGCUAUCGCAGAUGUGGCCUACUAUGCUAUGCUCAGGAAGAGGAUCAACCAGUGCAUCGUCAUCUCUGGGGAAAGUGGCUCAGGCAAAACCCAGAGUACCAACUUCCUGAUCCACUGUCUGACUGCACUUAGCCAGAAGGGCUAUGCCAGUGGGGUGGAAAGGACCAUACUGGGAGCUGGACCGGUCCUGGAGGCCUUUGGGAACGCCAAGACAGCACACAACAACAACUCCAGCCGCUUUGGUAAAUUCAUCCAGGUUAAUUAUCUGGAGAGUGGAGUGGUCAGAGGGGCGGUGGUGGAGAAGUAUCUCCUGGAGAAGUCACGUCUGGUCUCCAGAGAAAAGAACGAGAGGAACUACCACGUGUUUUACUACCUGCUGUUGGGAGCUUCAGAGGAGGAGAGGAAGGAGUUCAAGUUGCUGCCACCUGAAGAAUACUUCUACCUCAAGCAGCAAAACUUUAAGAUAGAAGAUGAGGAGGACCUGCGGCAUGACUUCGAAAGGCUGCAGCAGGCAAUGGAGAUGGUUGGCUUCCUUCCCGCCACCAAGAAACAGAUCUUCUCUGUGCUUUCGGCCAUCUUGUAUCUGGGCAACGUGACCUACAGGAGGAAGUCUACAGGCCGAGACGAGGGUUUGGAUGUGGGACCACCAGAGGUCCUGGCUACACUCUCUGACUUGUUAAAGGUCAAAGAAGAGCUGCUGGUUGAGGCGCUGACGAAGAGGAAAACGGUGACGGUCAAUGACAAGCUGAUCCUCCCUUACAGCCACUCUGAGGCCAUCACAGCAAGAGACUCCAUGGCCAAAUCUCUGUACAGCGCCUUGUUUGACUGGAUUGUCCUACGCAUCAAUCACGCACUGCUUAACAAGAAAGAUAUGGAGGAAUCUAUCCCAUGCUUGUCCAUUGGUGUCCUGGACAUUUUUGGGUUUGAGGACUUUGAAACCAACAGCUUCGAGCAGUUCUGUAUCAACUAUGCAAAUGAGCAGCUGCAGUAUUAUUUCAACCAUCACAUCUUCAAUCUGGAGCAGGAGGAAUACCAAGCAGAGGGAAUCACCUGGCACAACAUCGACUACACGGACAACGUGGGUUGUAUCCACCUCAUCAGCAAGAAACCCACUGGCCUACUCUACCUGCUGGAUGAGGAGAGCAACUUUCCCCACGCCACAGAUGAGACAUUAUUAGCCAAAUUCAAGCAGCAGCACCAGGGGAACAAAUACUUUGUCCCCACAGCAGUCAUGGAGCCUGCCUUUGUAAUUCGACACUUUGCUGGGAAAGUCAAAUAUCAAAUCAAGGAUUUCCGGGAGAAGAACACAGACCACAUGCGUCCAGACAUCGUGGCGUUGUUGCGGAGUAGUGACCGUGCUUAUGUGAGGCAGCUAAUUGGCAUGGACCCAGUGGCCAUGUUUCGAUGGGGCAUCCUGCGCGCCACCAUCAGAGGCCUUGCUGCCUUUAAUGAAGCUGGCCGUGCCUGGGCUGCCAAAACUUCAGGCGUUGUCCGUCCAGCCUCCAGAACUCCUUUGGGAGAACUGAAGAGAUCCAAUGCCCCAAUAGACAGAAUGUACAAACGAGCGUCUAUGCUCGAUUUCUACUUUGAUCACUCAGAGGAGCGCCCUCUUGAGGCCUUUGAAGACAUCUUUGCUAGCUAUGAGAGUAAGAAAGACAUGCAUGCAGAGAUCAUCAGCUCCAUUAAGAACUUGCAGUUGGAUGGUGAAGACCCUCGCAAGCUGCUGCAGUCCUGGGGACGCCUCCGCUUCCCUCGACACGUCCUCCAAAAACAGAAGAGCACCAAACAGAGGCAGGUCAUCCCCAAGAGUUUGCUGGAUUCUCGAUCCCUUAAGUUCAUUGUGAGCCUGACGCUGCACGAUCGCACUACCAAGUCUUUGCUCCACCUGCACAAGAAGAAAAAGCCCCCCAGCAUUAGUGCCCAGUUUCAGACAUCUCUGACCAAACUCUUGGAGACUCUGAACAGAGCGGAGCCUUUCUUCAUUCGCUGUAUCCGCUCCAACGCUGAGAAGAAGGAGAUGUAUUUGGAUGAGGCCUUAGUGGUUCAGCAGUUGCGAUACACAGGAAUGCUAGAAACUGUUCGCAUCAGGAGGUCAGGCUAUGGAGCCAAGUACACAUUCCAGGAGUUCGUAGAGCAGUUCAGGGUUUUGCUGCCAAAGAACACCACCGCCUUCAAAGUGGACAUCUCAGAGCUGCUUGGGAAUAAGAUGGGCCUGGACCCCACCACAUACCAGAUAGGAAAAACUAAGGUGUUCUUGAAGGAGCUAGAGCGACAGAAGCUGCAGGACACUCUGCACAAAGAUGUAAUGCGUAAGAUCAUCUUCCUUCAGCGCUGGUUCAGAGCUCGCCUGCAGAGGAAAGAGUUUCUGGACAUGAGACAGGCAGCCGUCUUGAUUCAGCGUUCAUGGCGCAGGUACUGCAAAGAGGAGCAAAGAAGACGGGCAGCCACUCUGAUCCAGGCUGUGUGGAGAGGGCACAGACAAAGACUAGAGAACCAACGCAAAAGACAGGGUGCGACCAAGAUACAAGCCCUGGUCAGAGGACACUCAGCACGUAGAAGGUGCCAUUCCCUGCGUGAGGAGAAACAGAGAAAGGAGGAGGAGGAAAAAGAGGCUCGGAAGAGAGCAGAGGAAGAAGAAAGAAAGAGGCGGGAAGAAGAAGAAGAGGCAAGGAGAAGAGCAGAGGAGGAGGAAGAAAGAAGGAGGAUUGAAGAAGAAGAAGAGGAAGCAAAGAGAAAAGCAGAAGAGGAGGAUGCAAAGAGGAGAGUAGAGGAAGAAGAGGCUGCCAAACAAGUGCAGGAAGCAGAAAAAAGACUGGAGAGUGAGCCUCAAACAAGAGAGGAUCCAGAUAUAGAGCUGGUCACAGAGGAGACACUGGAUGACAACUUCUCUGUCCAGGAGAGAGAGGAGGAGAGAGGAGGAGAGGAUGAAGAGGUUAAUACAAGCGCACAUACAGAGGAGGAACAGGCCAAGAAUGAAGAGCAGGAGAAUAGGGAAUCGGAUUUGGAAGCCAAUGGUACCAUGGCUGAGGCUGGACCCCAGCUGGAUGAGAAAGAAGAAGAAGAGGAGGAGGAGGAUGAGAAAGAGGAUUUGGAGAACCAAACACUAGGAGAGUCUGAUUCAAAACCUGCUCUGCCCUCAGAUGAGGGCCCCUCCAGUGCACUUACACCCUCAUCUCUAGGCGAAGUGUCAGGUCAACAGCCUCCCAGUGAUACCUCCACACCUGCAAACGCUCAACAAAAUAAAGUACGAACUUCAGCUGUUAACAGGGGCCCGUCAUCCAGGAGUCAGGAAAAGAGGGAGCAGAGGAGACGAAGAGGGCUGGAGCACAACCAGAGAGAGACUGAACGAGCCUCGUCCUCCUCCUCCUCCUCAGCCAUCAGCAAGGAGGAAACAUCUCCACCGAAAAGCAAAAGUCAGGAGACCUCAAAGCUAAAAGAGCGGGCAGACAGCAAGGAGCUGGACCAGUACACCUUUGUGGCCUGGAAAAUGAAGGAAGACAAAGGAGGGAAGAAGGAGGCGAAAACAUCUCCUCCUUCUGCUGGUCCUAUUCGUCCAUCUACAUUACCCCUGCAGCCUGCUGACUCUGUGCCUGAGAGGAACGGUCUAGGAGAGGGUGCAGGAGCAGUGAACCUGCAUCGCCGUCCUGGAGCGAUUAAGGAGAAGCCAGAGAAGUGGAAGGGGAGGAGGAGUGAUGGAGAUUUGUCUGAGGGAACCAGCCCUCCUCCACCUCACAACAGGGAAGACAGGAGGAAAAAAACGCUGAGUGAAAUGGCCACCUCAUCAGUUGACAGUUUGUCUCCAGGUUCCGAAGGUGCUGGUGCAAUUUCAGCCAGAGAGCUGAUUUCACCCUCAGAAAGCCUUGCUGAUGGCUCAAAGGGAAGCUCCAUCCGAAGAAAACACCAAGAUGGUUCUGGUCACGGAGACUCAACACACUCUAUCCCGUCCACACCAGAUAGGCCCAGUGGUUUCUUCAGCAAGAUUUUGAAAAAACGGCCACACAAGGAGGCCCAGACUCCAGACAACGGAGAGUUGACACUUGCUCAGAUUCUCAAUGAGAGGCCAACAGGAGGGGAAGCUCCAGCUUCUGCACACCCGUCUCGGCCUCUUUCACAGCCUCAGGGGGAUCGUGCCAGUAAAGGUUUGGGCCGCAACCCCACCAUCAAGAUCAGUCGAGCCACACGGGUGUCAGAGCAGUGGAACGCCUCACUGGAUCGGGAAAUCACCAACGCCAAUGAGUUGCGGCACCUCGAUGAAUUUCUAGGCAACCAGGUCAAUGAUUUCCGCUCCAGAGGGAAGUCGCUGUCAGCCACAGAGGCCAUCUUUGUUACAGCUACCAUGCAGUUCAGAGAGAAUAUCAAAGCCAUGUAUUCUGUUCAAAAACCCACCAUCGGCUACAAAGGUCUGAUGACAAGCUACCAGAACAAAGUGAUGCACCUGGCAGAUGACAAGCAGAAAGGAGAAGUCCAACUUGUGGUCAACCUCUUCCAGUCAGUGCUGGACGGCUUCAUCAGAGGAGAGAUGAAGAAGGAGGAGGCUGAGCCUGCAAAGCCUGCUAAAGCGAGGAAGAAGAGGAGGAAAAAAGACAAAAGUAUGGAGAGCCCUCUGGAUCACAGUUUCGUCAACUAUCAGGUCAACAUUAUGCAGUCAUGUGACCAGUGUAGUUCUUACAUCUGGGGAAUGGAGAAGGCCUACAUGUGCAGCUAUUGUAAAAUGGUGUGUCACAAGAAGUGCCUCUGCAAAAUAGUCACUGACUGCUCCACCUUCUGUGCCAAAAAGAGUGAUGAGGAGUUUGCUGGUCAGCACUUUGGAGUGCGAGUGUGUCAUCUGGUCAGUGAUAAGAACCCGGUGCCCAUGGUGCUGGAGAUGAUGCUGGAGCACGUGGAGAUGCAUGGCCUCUACACUGAGGGCAUCUACCGCAAGUCUGGCUCUGCCAACCGCAUGAAAGAGCUGCACCAGCGUCUAGAGACCGACCCCCACCUGGUCCACCUCGAAGACUAUCCCAUCCACACAGUGACGGGCCUGGUUAAACAGUGGUUGAGGGAGCUACCAGAUCCGCUCAUGACCUUCACACAUUACAAUGACUUUCUGCAUGCAGUGGAGCUGCCAGAGAAGCAGGAGCAGCUUCAUGCUGUAUACAAGGUGCUGGAAGAGCUUCCUACAGCAAACUACAACACAUUGGAGAGGCUUGUUUUCCACCUGGUCAGGGUGUGUAAAGAUGAGGCUCACAACCGCAUGUCACCUAACUCAUUGGCUAUAGUUUUUGCCCCGUGUGUCCUGCGCUGUCCGGACAGCGCCGACCCACUGCUCAGCAUGAAGGACGUUGCCAAGACAACCACGUGUGUAGAGAUGAUCAUCAACGAGCAGAUCAGACUCUACAACGAGAAGAUGGAUGAGAUUGAGCAGUUGGAGUACGCCGAAGCUCUGGCCGUUAACCAGCUCAAACUCAAGAGACAGAACACGCGCUACUGGCAUUUACCUCUCAGGUUCUCAGCUCCUUACAAAGGAGUGGUGGUGCACGAGAAGGUCGGUUCUGAUCUGAGUGUGGUCCCCGAGAACGAACCUCUGGACUCAGACACAGAGGCUGAGAAGAACUUGGUGGAACGCAUCAAGUCCAUCAAACAGGAGAAAGAGGAUCUGGCGUGCCGGCUGCCAGAGAUGGAGCAACCUGGUUCAGACCAGGAGAACUUGGACUCCGAAGCCUCGCUGAGCUCUGAGAGUCUUUUGGACGAGCAGCAGCGCUCUUCUGUCCACAGCUCAGAGCCUGAAGGACGAGGUAGCACCCAGCUGAGGAGAUUCAAGCCAGUUUGUCCCCCCAAACCACCAGACCUGGCUCAGCGACCUAAAGUCCCCGGUGGACGCGUCUCUCUGCCAAACCUGACCCAUGCUAGCUCCUCCUCCUCUCUGUACAGCUGUGCUUCUUCAAUCUCCGAAUCCUCCAACAGCUCCUUCAGGCACCCGCUGCAACGCCGCAACCCCGUCAUCCCAGACACAGUUAAACUCCCUCUGGGCGUCCUCUCCCGGUCGGCAGCUUCCAGUCCAACUCAGACGCCUCCUGGAAAUCAAGCGUUGAAGUACUUCAGGAGAAGAGAGACUCCCGGCCGCCGCAAAGACAGCACCCAGUCCCUCUACAUCGACGGGUCAGAGUGUGACCUGUUGUUGCAUUUCUCCUCAUGCCCUCCCUCCGCUUCCUCCUCCUCCACCUCCAUCUCCGUGGUAACACCCUCUCCUCAGCAACAGGACACACAGGCCUCAAAGGGCAAGAGACGUUUUUCUGACCCAGACAUACCUUUUAUUGAUGAUGACGUCUGACCAAGACAGAGCAGAAAAGAUGGUGAAGAGUGGAUAAAAGUAAAUGAAUGAAAAUGACUCAUGGAGUGGCUACAGAUGGGGAGAGGAAAAGAAGAAUCACAGUACAGUACAUUACAAAACAUUUGAAUGAAAAAGUGACACAAAAUGGAAGCUGUUUUGCUCGCUAUUGUCAGUGGGAACCAAUCAAGGAACUGCAAAUUUGUCUAAAGUCUUAUUGUCUUUUAUGACAGUAGAAAUCACCGGACACUUGUUGCCAAGCACCUUUUCUACCAUUUUAAUAUAUAUUGUGGUUGCUGUUGAUGAAUUCAGUUGGGACGGAGGCAUGUUUUCCUGCAGCCUCAUAAUAAUGGACCGGCAAUUUUUGUUUUCCUUCUCCUGUUGUUUUUUUUUGUUUGUUUGUUUUUUUAAACAUGCGCUAAUGCAAGGAAAUAUCACAGGUUCCAGCCACACUUUUCAUUUCCUAGUUCUCACCUUGAGCAGAACAUGCUCCCUGAAAUGUUAGCUAGUGCCUUGGUAAUAAUGUACAGUCCGUUUUCUUGUGUUAGGUCAUGGCUUAUAGAGGGAAGGAAGGGUUAUUUAGGAUAAAGAGAGGGUACCUUUGUCUUCAGAUUUCUGUGUUAAAUGUACUGAACCGACACAAGACAUGUUUGAAACAAGGACCUACAGUAAACAUGCACAAUGCAACUAUUGUACAGGUGCCUCAUCACAGCAGCUCCACCUUAACCCCCUUCACCUGUCGCACAACAAAACUCCCCCAUUAGGAAGUCAUUUCCUCACAUAGCAAGGGAAAUGGGAGCAGCACACGCCACUUUUUUCCUUUUGAAACAACAAAAACACAAAGCCUUGAUGCAACAUCGUGCCACAAUGUCUUUAAAGUCUCACCUCCCCUUUUCUAAGAAUGAACUUCCGCUCAGCUGUCCCGCACCUGCCGCUCACAGUAAACUAAAUGAGCAGGUUCUGCUGAAGUACAGCUCUGGCCAACUUUGUAUGAAAUGUAAUACUAAUGUUCCUCUCUGACUGCUGUUGAAUGAUGUGUUAGUUUGUCUGGAAAUAUGAGGACGAUGUUCUGAUGUGUAAUGUGUAACAGAGAGUGUAUGGUUGGGACUGAAUGACGUGAACUGUAAUGGUUAUUAGUAUUAACGUGACAAUACAGAACGUGAUGCUUGUAACGUCUGCUGCUGUGUGUUUUCAUCAGGUUUCUUACGUUUCAUCUGUGAGUGGAUAAUGGGGAAAAAAAGAUACAAUUGCUAGUAAAGAAUGCAGGUUAGCCAAGAAGGAGUGAACCUACCAGAAUCAGAAAUAAAGAAAUAUGUAAAUGG